ACAUAAUAUUUAUAUCUUAGUCUUAAUCCCCAUAAUGCCACACACUGCUUCUUCAAUCGCACGCCUUUUAUCUAUUAACUGUGGCGACUAAGUAAAGAGAUUAUUAAACAACAAUAUUGCUUUCUUUUCGGUCCAAGGAACCUACACUAAUAACCAAUCUAUUUAAGUUCCUCUUCAUCAUGAAUUCAUGGCGUACACUAUAUAUGUAAUAAUAACUGUACAAACUCUUUUAUUAUUUUCCAAACCCAGUUCAUUAUAUUCUUUCUAUUCAUAUUCUACCUUAUAAGAAAGAUAAUUCAUUCUCAACCACUUUCAAACUACUCUGAAUCUGCAUUUCGUUGCUCAACUCAAAUCUCUGAGGAAUUGUAUUAUCACCAUGACAACACUACUCGGGGUGCAACUCACCAUUCAAGAUCGUCAUGUAUGUAUGUAUUAAUAUGGUGGUGGUGGAGAAUGGCAUAGUAAGAGUAACGAUUUCAAAUCCAGAAGGAAUAGUGACUGGAAUUCAGUAUAAUGGAAUCGACAACUUGCUUGAAGUUUUGAAUGACGAAUCUAAUAGAGGGUAUUGGGACCUUGUUUGGAGCUCACCAACAACUACAGGAACCACUGGCAAAUUUGACGUAAUAAAAGGAACCGCUUUCAAAGUAAUAAUGGAAAAUGAGGAUCAAGUUGAGAUUUCUUUCACAAGAACAUGGGACGUGUCCCUCAAAGACCAGCUAGUUCCUUUGAAUAUCGAUAAAAGGUUCAUAAUGCUUCGUGGUACUUCGGGGUUCUAUUCAUAUGCUAUUUACGAACACUUAAGCGAGUGGCCUGCUUUUAAUCUUGACGAAACCAGAAUUGCUUUCAAGCUCAGAAAAGACAAGUUCCAUUAUAUGGCAAUGGCGGAUAACCGACAAAGAAACAUGCCUCUUCCUGAUGAUCGAGUGCCACCAAGAGGCCAACCCCUUGCAUAUCCCGAAGCAGUUCUUUUUGGCGAUCCUCUUGAACCUGAAUUCAAAGGAGAGGUUGAUAACACUUGUGAAAACUGAGGUGUAGUCAACUUCUCGUUGAAGUUGAUAACUGAGAGUUAUUAAAUAAAAUUUAAUCAAAUAAGUCAAAUUAUUUAACGGCU
Molecule: messenger RNA, 1111 nt
Organism: Arachis ipaensis
Lineage: Eukaryota; Viridiplantae; Streptophyta; Magnoliopsida; Fabales; Fabaceae
Source: RefSeq, a predicted model, not a curated record